This is a messenger RNA of Dunckerocampus dactyliophorus (ringed pipefish), 1368 nucleotides long. It is a transcript of the gene mogat3b, whose product is annotated as monoacylglycerol O-acyltransferase 3b. NCBI's taxonomy places the organism in Eukaryota, Metazoa, Chordata, Actinopteri, Syngnathiformes, Syngnathidae. Gene Ontology annotation, molecular function: diacylglycerol O-acyltransferase activity. Gene Ontology annotation, cellular component: endoplasmic reticulum membrane. Gene Ontology annotation, biological process: triglyceride biosynthetic process. The transcript is spliced from 7 exons. The coding region runs from base 67 to 1047 and encodes 326 amino acids. The record is from RefSeq and is a predicted model, not a curated record.
UUGAUUUGAAGUUUUUCGUGCGGACAACUAAAAAAAAAAAAUGCUCGUGGCCCACAGGUUGCCGACAUGACAGAUGCAAAAACUCAAAGGAAGGGGUUUUUACAAGCCAUAAGUGUUCUACAAUGGAUACUGACCUUUCUUUUCUUGGGUGUGACAUGUAUCGUCUUGAUGGUGGGUCUGAUGUUUACAUCCCUGUGGCUGCUUCCCACUCUGUGCUUCAUAUGGCUUGUGAUUGACUGGCAGACCCCUGAGAGAGGUGGAAGGAGAAAGCCAUUUGUGAUGAGGUGGAAGGUUUGGCAACACUUCCGAGACUAUUUUCCAAUCAAGUUGGUGAAGACGGCUGAGCUGAGUCCAAACAAAAACUACAUCUUAGGCUGUCACCCACACGGUAUAAUGAGUAUUGGAGCCUUCGGCUGCUUCGCCGCAGAGUGCUGCGGCUUCCCGGAGGCUUUUCCUGGGAUGCGGGCCUCUUUGGCCAUACUGGCUGGGCUCUUUCGCAUCCCACUUUUCCGGGAGUACCUCAUGGGUGGAGGCCUGGUUCCUGUCAGCAAGCCAAGCCUUGUCCAUCUUCUGUCCAAGAGCGGCACAGGAAAUGCAGUGGUAAUAGUGAUAGGGGGCGCUGCAGAGUCUCUGGCCUCCCAUCCUGGAGAACACACCGUCCUCCUGGGGCAGAGAAAAGGCUUUGUUAGGGUGGCGCUUGAGUUUGGGGCUGACCUGGUGCCCGUUUACUCCUUUGGAGAAACUGAGCUCUUCCAGCAGAUCGUCUUCACAGAGGGUACACUAGGUCGAAGAUUACAGGACCUGUUUAAAAAGAUUGCGGGUUUUGCCCCUUGUCUGUUUGUCGGUGAGCGCUGGGUGGUGCUGCCCUACAGGACUCCCAUCACCACAGUGGUGGGAAGUCCCAUCUCUGUGCCCCAGCGCAUCACACCCACAGAUGAGGAGGUGGACCACUAUCAUCAACUUUACAUGGACGCCCUGUCAAAGUUAUUCCAUGAGCACAAAGUCAGCUGUGGACUUUCAGAGAGUCACAAGCUUUGUUUUAUUUAAAGGUUUCACUUCCUCAUCACCCGUUUGUUGUUUGGGGCCUCAAUCGACUAUAACUAGUCAUCGAGUUGUGUUGGGUAGUAUUUAGAAGUAAACUAGAGCAGAUUAUCCCUUUAAAGUCCCUUCGAGAAACGUGAGGACUUAACAAUGACGACAACAUCAGGUGGGUAACUAUCUCACACAGGGCAUUUAUGUAACUGUUUGAAAAAGAUACUGGAGUUGACAGCAAUAAUUGAACUUGAUGCUCACAAGUGUUUCAGUGUAUGAAAGAAGUCAAACAAAUAUCUGCUUGUGUCAAACAUAAUUGGUUGUCUCUCAAUAAAG